AUAUCACACCAAAUGAUGAUCGGCAAGAUUUCCUUGCUUCUGGCAAUUUUGCUGGCAAGUGCAGAGGGCGCCAAAAAUUAUGCAGAUGCACUGGGCAAAUCAAUUUUGUUCUACGACGCACAGCGUUCAGGCAAACUACCUGCCAACAACCCGAUCAAAUGGAGAGGUGACUCAGCAGUUAAUGAUUGCGUGCCUGGUGGGUGGUACGACGCUGGUGAUCACGUGAAGUUCGGACUCCCUCUGUCCUCAACCCUGACCAUCCUCGGCUGGUCACUGAUCAAGUUUAAAGACGGGUACGUGAAGGCCGGACAACUGGACAAUGCUUACGAUUCCGUCAAAUGGGGAUAUGACUACGUACUGAAGGCAUGGAAUCCCAGCAAGAACGAACUCGUGGUUCAGGUUGGAGAUGGUGAUACCGACCACGCUUACUGGGGGCGUCCCGAAGACAUGACAAUGCCCAGACCUUGCCUGGUUGUCAACAACAACAUCCACGGAGCAGACAUUGCUGCAGGAACUGCUGCUGCCCUAGCAACCGGGGCCAUCGUUUUCAAAGAUAAAGGAGACUCAGCUUACGCCAAUCAACUUCUGAAUGCCGCCAAGAGUCUGUACGAUUACGCUAAGGGCCACAGGGGAAUGUUCAAGUCCAAUUUCUAUGGAUCACUCAACGACACAGACGAGUUGUGCGAUGCCUCCAUAUGGCUGUACAAGGCAACCAACGACCAGAAGUACCUCACCGACGCCAAGACGCAGUUUGGGGAUGACAGCUAUACCUGGGGAUACGGUUGGGACAACAAGAUGGUUGGAUGCCAAGCGCUGCUGUAUGAAGCCACCAAAGAUAACUAUUACAAGAACGCCGUGGAUUCAUACUUUACAUAUAACUGGUUGCCUGGUGGCGGGAUUGACUACACGCCUUGUGGUUUAGCCUGGCGAGAUAAGUGGGGAUCUUUAAGGGCCGCAGCAAAUUCAGCCUUCAUCGCCCUGAUCGCUGCUGAGCUGGGCAUCCAGACAUCGAACCUGAGACAGUGGGCCACGGAACAGAUCAACUACAUCCUCGGGGACAACCCCCACAAUGGAGGCUGCUACAGCUAUGAGAUAGGCUAUGGAUCCAAAUAUCCACUUCAACCCCACCACAGAGCCGCAUCCUGCCCGAACAGACCAGCUCCCUGUGGAUACACAGAAGCCAACAGUCCAAAUGCAAACCCUCAAGUCCUAAUCGGUGCCCUAGUGGGAGGACCUGACGUCAACGACAAUUAUAACGAUCUGAGAAGCGAUUAUGUGGGAAACGAGGUCGCCAUUGACUACAAUGCUGGGUUUCAGGCAUCUUUGGCGGGAAUCUUACAUCUGCAGGCGAUCAAUCAGUUGCCAACGACGCAUAAUAAGUGUCCAUGCAAGAACUGA
Molecule: messenger RNA, 1398 nt
Organism: Candidula unifasciata
Lineage: Eukaryota; Metazoa; Mollusca; Gastropoda; Stylommatophora; Geomitridae
Source: the annotation of a GenBank genome assembly